UACAACUUUAAAUUGUACAUUAAAGCACCAAUACUAUAUAGCAUAAUAGAAGUGCUCAUUGGUAAGUGCUAACUGGUAAGAGCCCCAACGUCUUUGGGUCUGUGUGCACACCCGACUGUACAUUUUGAUACUCAGACGUCUUGCAUGAAGAUUUUGAGAGAUUUGAGAUGGUGAGGGUUUUGUGAUUUAUAAUGUAUUUGAUUAGAGUUGGACUGAAUUGGUGGCCUAUAAAUAAAAUACGUUCUUACAAUGAGUCUAUGAUUUCAUGAAAAAGUGAAAUUGGUUUUUUUUUUUAAUUUUUAUAUUGAAUUCGAAUGACUGAAACUUAUUUGAAAUUGUAUCGAAACAACCGAACUAUGCAGUGACAAAAAAAAUGAGCGUAUUGUUGUCUGAAAUUGUAUCGAAACAACCGAACUAUGCAGUGACAAAAAAAAUGAGCGUAUUGUUGUCUGAAGUUAACAAAAGAGAAGGUAUUUUAGAAUACCUCAAUUUUUACUGGGUAACAUGAUCAUCAUCAUCAUCACCACUAUCACCAAUCCAUUUCCAAACGACCCCUUUACCAAUGCUCGAACCCACGACCCAAGAUGUCAUGGUUCAAGUAUCAUAACAACGAUACUGUCCGCCAUUGGUGUGCCCAUUUUCGGAAUACGAACACAACACACCUCCUCUCACUUCUGGACAAAGAACAUCUGCUCUUCGUAGAUGCGUUGUCAUUAAUUCAGUGCAAUCAACCGAGAAGAACAAGGAAAGGAAGGAUAGUCAUCUCUUUUAAGGUUUCCGAAAUUCUUCACUGAACAUAAAAAUGGGGAACUUCAUCCCUGUUAUUGAAAUACAAGAGAGGCAAUGAAAAGGUUAGGUGGGGAUGGAAUUGAAGGGUGGUAGCCAUUGUUUAACUAAUACAGAUGUACACGCCAUUCUUCGCGCCGGCGAGCCACCGGUGGGGAAGUGGGAACGGCGGUGAGUGGCCGUCAAUUCACGAUUGGGCUCAUGGCCCGUCAUCAAAACCAAACAAUUUACAGUGUGGAAGCCCAAUCUUUACAAAUUUAUAGCCUGGCCCAUUAAUGCCACUUGAAUCUGCUUCCCCUUCUAUUCUAUCUCUCACCAAAACGGCAACAAAACCCCUUUCCCGUUCUUCUCCUUCGACGGCAGAUUCUGCUGCCGAGCCAGAACCACAGGUGAUAUCAAGGUCGCCGACUAUGCAAUCUGACCCGUAUCCGGCGACGAGAAGCUUCUCUGGCUGGCGGCAGUUAGGGGCGAUCAGGAUGGAGGAAGGAUAUCGAGGCUUGGCGCCUGAAGUUCUGCCGCUGCGGCGGGUGAAUUUAGCAAAGCUUUCUUUGGGUCUGGUUAAUUGGGAAACAACCGCCGGUGAAAAACCCUAUGCCUGCAGUGCAGGUUUGUUCAUCAUUAUACUCCUUUAUCUUUUCCCUGCCCUAUGCUCUCAUUUAAUGUUUCUUUCAUACAGCAUUGGCAUCUUCCACUUGCCAUUCGCCCCAACGAGGAGAAGCAAGCAAGGGUGCCAUAUUUUCUUAUAUAAUAAAAAAGGAAGGCACUGUUUCCACAUGGUGCGUUGUCGGUAGGUUUUCUCAAGUCAACUUGGCACUGGAUCAAAGAAAAAAGAAUGGCGCGUUAAUGUUGGAUUAUUGAUCCGCAUCUAGACAUUGCCUUCUAAUCACAGAGGCUUCGUUUUCUACACAGCAAACAAAAAUGGCAGCUGCUCUGGGUGAGUUGGUCCUCAAGAAGUUGGGUUCGCUAGCUGCUGAUCAAGCAAGCCUCCUUUGGGGUCUCAAAAGCGAGAUUCAGAGACUUGAAAGCACGGUUUCCAGCAUCCAAGCUGUACUUCUGGAUGCAGAGGAGCAAUCUAGUAAGAGUCAUCAGGUCCAGCUAUGGCUGCGAGGAUUGGAAGAAGCCCUUUAUGAUGCUGAAGACUUGUUGGACGAUUUUUCCACAGAGGUUCUCCAGAGGAAACAAAUGGAUGGCAAUGGCUUUGUGAAUGAGGUAUGCCGCUUCUUCUCUCCAUCCAACCAAGUUGCUUAUGGACUGAAAAUUGCUAAUCAAAUUAAGGCCAUCCGGAGCAAGUUAGAUGAGAUUGAUCAGAAUAGGAAGCAGUUCAAUUUUCAGACGUGUCCUGUGGCUAGCCAGCAUGAGAGGCAAACUGAGUCCACUAUCCCUGAAAUUGUUGUUGGGAGAGAAGAAGAUAAGCAGGAAAUAAUAAGCAUGUUAUUAUCUCCUAGUUACAAGGAGAAAGUUGCAGUAGUUCCCAUUGUUGGGAUGGGGGGCUUGGGGAAGACAACAUUGGCACAACUCAUUUACAACGAUGACAAAAUCAAAUCUCGUUUCGAUUGCAGAUCCUGGGUUUGUGUUUCUGAAACUUUCGAGCCUAAAGUCUUGGUUAAAAGUAUUUUGGAGUCCAUGACCAAGAAGAAAGUGGAAGACCUUCCCUUGAACGUAUUGAAGGAUCUUCUCCAUGAGGAGAUAAAUAACAAGCUGGUAUUGUUGGUUUUGGAUGAUGUUUGGAAUGAGGACAGGGAGAAGUGGAUUCGCUUCAAGGGUUUAUUUACUAGUGCUGCAGCAGAAGGUAGCAGAAUGGUGAUAACCACACGUCUCCGAAUUGUCGCGGAGAUGAUAGCUACCGAGACGAUUGUGCCGCAUGAGUUGAAAGGUUUGUCUGAGCCUGAGUCCUGGUCCUUGUUUGAGAAGAUGGCUUUUAAAGGAGGGGUAGCGUCAGGUCGACGAUAUGUGGAGUUAGGGAAAGAGGUUGUGAUGAAAUGUCGGGGAGUACCGUUAGCCUUGAGAUCGAUGGGGGGAGUUCUAUUUUUCAAGGAUACUGAGUCUGAGUGGGAAACAGUGAGAGACAGGCACUUGUUGAGCUUAGAGGGUGACAUUUUGGCUACUACUCUUAAGUUGAGUUAUGAUAACUUGCCUUCUCAUUUGAAGCGUUGUUUUGCCUACUGCAAAUUGUUUCCAAAAGAUCAUGAAAUCGAGGUGAAAAUGUUGAUACAGCUUUGGAUGGCCCAAGGCUAUGUGACCAAGUCCAAUCAAUCUUCAGUACUUGAAGAAGUUGGAAUGGAACAUUUUAAGAAUCUGUUGUGGAGGUCCUUCUUUCAGGAGGUGACAAAGGAUGCAUAUGGAAACAUGAAGUCAUGUAAAAUGCAUGAUUUAAUGCACGAUCUUGCUGUCUCAAUUGCAGGAGAGGAGACCAUUUGCUUGAAUGCUUCAAAUCUCACAAAUAGCCUUCUCAGCAGUGGCAAUAUCAACCUUGAAAGGAUUCGGCACCUGUCCAUUGAUUUUGGUGAAAGAUCGUUUGAUGAAUUAUGGCAAGUUCCAACUCUCUUGGCUAAAGCAACAAGACUUCGAACGUUUCUUAUCAUAAAUGUAAUAUACAAAGCCAAGUUCGAGGGAGGUUGUGAGAAAAUUUUUCCAAAGAUGAUUAGGCUGAGGGUGCUUGGUCUAAGAAAAGUGACAACGAGGAUUCUCACGUCUACUGUCCAUGAAUUGAAACAUCUUAGGUACCUUGAUUUUUCUGAGAAUGAGAUGGAGGUACUUUCAAAUGAAAUUUCAAGAUUGGUAAACUUGCAAGUGUUCAAUCUGCGUGGUUGUGUAUAUCUUUCGCUACUACCGACAAAGAUAGAGAAGCUGCACAACCUUAUAUAUCUUGACCUGGAUGAUUCGAGUUUGACUGGCGUACCAGCCGGGAUCGGGAACCUCUCCUUCCUUAGAGAAUUGACUAAAUUCGUAGUAACAGAAGCAGCCGCAGAUGGCACCUCGCCAGCUGCUGGUCUUGGUGAGCUGAAGAAAUUGAACAACCUAAGUGGAGAGUUGACUAUUAAAGGGCUGGAAUGGGUGAAGGAUAAAUCUGAAGCAGAGACAGCCAAUUUAAAUGAAAAAUCGAGACUUCGACGGUUGCAACUAUGGUGGGGUGAUGCAAGAAUUUUCAAAGCGAGUGAUGACGAUAUGGCUAGAAGAUCGGAUCUUGAUUGGUCAGUAUUGGAAGCGUUGCAACCACAUUCGAAUUUAAAGGAGAUACGACUGUCAUUUUAUUGCGGGACAAGUAUCCCAACAAGAAACUGUUGGUUCUCUUCUCUCAGGAAUCUGGUUCAAAUCAAACUUUAUGGGUGUAGGAAACUGCGAAGUCUGCCAAACUUGGUUCCUUUUGUUUCUCUUGAAGAAUUAGAGCUGCAGGGUUUAUGCAGCUUAGAGUAUGUACAGAGCGAGACAAUGACUCCAAACAAUGACUUGGAAUUUCUACCCUCACUCAAGUGUCUCGCAAUCACGUUUUGCAGAAACCUAGUAGGAUGGUCUCCUAAAAAUACAGAAGAUUCGCCUCUGCUACCUCGGGUUUCCACCCUGGAGAUCACAUAUUGCCCGAAAAUUGUAUUGCUCCCGCGUUUUCGGGUCAACUUCGAGAGGGUUGAGUUAACAGCUGUGAGCAGUGACUUGUUGAGUGCAUUCGGUGCCUCUCUGAUCUCUCCACCACGCUCUAGGUUUCAUUGGUUGUGUCUAGAAAGCGUGAAUGAACUGCCGCAAAGGUUGGUUGCACAACUUACUUCCCUCAAGAGGUUACGCAUAUACCAUACUACUUUAUCUCCAUCUAUUCUUCGGCAACUCCCUUCCCUCCAGGAGUUCCAUAUUCGAGAUUGUAAGUUUCUGGAACUGGAUGACUAUUAUUAUGACGAUUGUGAUGAUGACCACAACAACAUGGCACCACCGUGUGUCCUUCCAAGCCUCCGUUGUUUGAUUGUCGACCGUGAUGAGUUGGUGACUCUGCCAAAGUGGGUUCAGCAUUCCUCAAAUUUGCAACAGCUGGAGAUAAUACGGUGUGACGAGCUCAAGUGUUUACCAAGUUGGCUCACAAAGCUAACCGCCUUGAAGUCUUUGAAUGUAAGGAGAUGUGGUAUUCUAUCUGGGAGAUGCAGAAGCAACACAGCUGAGGACUGGCCCAUCGUUUCUCACAUCCCAAACAUCGAAGUUGAUUUUAUAGUUGUCCAGCAGAACGGGUGCUAUUUGGGAAUUGAUGAAGAACUACACCAACAACAGCAGCACCAACAAGAAGAAGAAGCAUCCUCGCACACCCUGAUCUCAAGCAGCCUGUUACAAAAUUGCUUUGCAAGUAUGACCUGCAACCUAUUCCAGAGAUGUUUUCUCCCUUAACUACCUGACACUAAUGCGCCUAUACAUUGUCAACCCGAGUAUUAACUUUUCCUCAAAACUGAUCGUUCGAAGAGGGGCACUCAUUUAUCCAGCAUCUGCAGCAGCUUUGUCCAGGUACUCAUUAAACGUUACAAUGCCAUUUGCUACAUUUGAAAGGCUCAUAUGUUCCUUUGAAUUGAGAUAGUGAAUGGGUUCUCGUUCCUAUGCAGUUUUCAAGCUCCAAAUAUCCUUAGCCUAUGUUGGUGAUAUGACUGUGACAGGAAGCAGCAAUAUAAUGCCUGUCCUGUUGUUUCUUUAAGACUGGAGGUUGGGACCCAAGCUUCUUCAAUGUCAUAAUUCAGGAUUGUGUGUUGAGUUGAUCCUUUAGCUUUAUCGUGUGCCCAAUUUGUAUGCCCAAUUUGUAUAAGUUGUUAAGCUUUAUGUCAUUUCCAGUGUUCGUUUUUCCUAUGUAAAAUUGGUGUUUGUAGUUUGAUGUACGACUAGCUGUUAAGCUCGCUCCCGGCUCUGGUGACUAAGGUAAUCACUUAAUCAACUGAUUAUCCCACCAUUAAAUCUUCCAUAUUGAAGCAGCUCCUUCAUCCAUCAAAGAAAGAGGAAAAACGAACACUGGAAAUGACAUAAAAGCAAGUACAGGCUACAGCAACACUGCAAAACGAACAUGAAGGAAGUUGGAGCUGGAACCGUGAAACAUACACUGGAAAUGACAUAAAGGAAAAGGGUUAUA
Messenger RNA from Linum trigynum, 5872 nucleotides. NCBI's taxonomy places the organism in Eukaryota, Viridiplantae, Streptophyta, Magnoliopsida, Malpighiales, Linaceae. The record is from the annotation of a GenBank genome assembly.